This is a messenger RNA of Apis florea (little honeybee), 2980 nucleotides long. RefSeq lists its product as uncharacterized. NCBI's taxonomy places the organism in Eukaryota, Metazoa, Arthropoda, Insecta, Hymenoptera, Apidae. Gene Ontology annotation, molecular function: protein binding. The record is from RefSeq and is a predicted model, not a curated record.
AUUGUAACAUAUAAUAAUUUCAUCCAACUAAUUAUUCGAAAUAACGAAACCUUCAUCCCUUCAAUCCACCAACGAAAAAAGGAAAAGACUUUCGUAAAAAAAAAAAAAUAAAAGGAAACCGCAAGAGGAAGAGACGAAAUACACAAACGCAUGGAAGAUACCAUCGACUCGUCGAAAACAGAGAACAGCGUCGAGGAAUUUCACGCGUGCAGAGUGGAGGAUUUGAAACGCCGCCCCCAAUGCCGUCUGAAUCUCACCCUCACUCGCGAAACAGCAUCACGCGGGUUCGUUUAAUAUUGCAUUCACCGUGACACCGGUGUCUGGCAGCCGUAGAUAAACCGGCGAACACGUUUCGCUUGGUGAGCAUCAGAAAGGGCCGAUCUAAAAAAUUCACGACGCCUCGAUCGCUCGAUAUCAGGCACGAGGAACGCCGAGAGAAACGAUUCUGGCUGACACGCAUACUUCUCUACCUCUUUCACCUCCUCGAAAAAUGAUGCUCGACCAUCGUUAAGUCUCAAUGAGUUUUCCACCGUAUCUUUCUUUCUUUUUUCUCUUUUUCUUUUUUCACUCUGAGAAAAUCGAGCAUUUCUUUAGAAAAGAAUCGAGAAAAAGUAACCAGACUGAGGCCAAAACAACUUUGAAUAUUGUUCGAUUCUUCGAGGAUAUUGUGACUGUGCAAUUUCAUUGGUCGAAGGGCGAGACGUCUAUUGGGUUUGGGUUUCAUGGGGUUGAAUGGUGGACGUGAGGAGAGUUUGAAGUAGUUUCGAUGUUUUGUCGAGCAAACCAACAACUGUGUGAUGGUGCAAUAAGGUGUGCCACAGGCCACGUUUUCCCGGUGCAUCGCGCUAUUUUAUCCGCGGUCAGCCCAUACUUCAAGGCUCUCUUCACCAACAGCCUGAAAGGCGGGAAGACGGAAACCACGGAGGUCGCGAUUGAUUCGGUCCCCGGGAAAAUUUUCAGCCUGAUCCUCGAUUAUGCUUACACUGGCACAUGCAACGUGAACGCCGACAAUGUCGAACAACUUUUACCCCUCGCCGACCAAUUCGAAGUCCUGGGUGUCGUUCAGCUCUGCUGCCAGUUUCUUUUGCAGGAGCUUCGCCCGGAAAAUUGUUUGGGAAUCUUCAAAUUCGCUCGUCACUAUUUCUGCCGCGACCUAGAAGAGAAGGGCCGGAAAUACAUUCGCCAUCAUUUUAAGCGGAUACUGCAAGAGAGCCCGGAAUUCAAAGAGCUGACGAGCAAAGAACUUGAGGCGAUUCUACGUGACGACGAGUUGAACGUUAAAAACGAAGAAAUAGUUUUCGAGGCUGUUAAAACCUGGCUCGAGCAUAACGUCGAUGAAAGAAGGCCUUAUUUACCCAGGCUCUUGAAAUGUGUGCGCUACGGUUUGAUGAGCUACAACUUCUUCACGAACAAUGUUCUCACGUGGAAGAUUAUCGAGGAGGAUGAAUCAUGCCAGCAAGUGCUAGCUCCCGCAAACCAAUACCUAAAAGAGCAGGAAGCGAAGCAAGGGAGCGGCGAAAUCGAUUUAAACAAUCCCCUGGCUAAACCUCGUAUCCCUUACGAGAUCCUGUUCGCGAUCGGUGGCUGGAGUGCUGGUUCCCCGACGAAUUUUGUGGAAACCUACGACACGAGAGCUGACAGAUGGUUUCUAUCAGUGAGCACGGACGCGACGCCGAGGGCCUACCACGGCCUGUGCACGUUGAACAAUUUGAUCUACAUGAUCGGCGGGUUCGACGGCAACCAGCACUUCAACACGGUCAGAUGCUUUGAUCCAGUGACGAGGGAGUGGCGUGAACGGGCGUGCAUGUAUCACGCGAGGUGUUACGUCAGCGUUUGCACCCAUGGAGGAAAGAUAUACGCACUCGGCGGGUACAAUGGCCGCACUAGAAUGAGCUCAGGGGAAAGAUACGAACCGCAAAGGAACCAAUGGGAGAUGAUACCGCCGAUGCACAGGCAGAGAUCGGACGCGAGCGCUGCCGCCUUGCAGGACAAGAUUUACAUCGUCGGCGGUUUCAGCGGUCGUGAAGUUCUGAAUUCCGCGGAGGUAUUCGACGUGGAGACCAAUCAGUGGACCUACAUCCAUCCGAUGAUCAAUCCGCGGUCUGGCGUCUCUUUGGUCGCGUUUCGAGACAGCCUUUAUGCGUUGGGUGGCUUCAACGGCUUCAUCAGGCUUAGCUCUGGGGAGCGUUACAAUCCGAAUCAUUCGGAGGAUUGGCACGCGGUUCCAGAGAUGUUCAGCCCCCGCAGCAAUUUCGCCACGGUCAUUCUGGACGACAUGAUAUUCGUCGUUGGUGGAUUCAAUGGCUCGACAACGAUUGCAUACGCGGAAUGUUACGAUGCGGACAGCAAUGAAUGGUACGAUGCAUCACCGAUGAAUUUGAAUCGUAGUGCCUUGAGUGCAUGCGUAAUCUCUGGUCUCGCGAAUGCACGUGAAUAUUCUUAUCACGGCAAGGCGCGAGAUCUUGGUCAAGGUCAAGCUUCGUCAGAGAAUCAACAGAAAACCAUCCAGGGCGGAGAGGGUGCAGUGGAAACGAAUGCCAAUAUUUCCACCGAAGAAGAGGAGACGGUGAACUUCGAUGAACACGUUCAGAGGGAGGUGAUCCCCAUGAACGAGAUGGCUGAAAGUGUCGGCAAUUAUUUAGGAUAAUCCGACACUGUUCAGCGCGCGAGAUAGAAUUUUCAAAAUUUAAAAAUAUAAAAAAAAAAACAGACAUUAUUUCGGAAGAUGAUUGUUUCACGAAUACGCAAGAUUUUUCUAUCGCCAUUUUAUCAAAAACACUAUGAAAAUAGCAGACAAAUUCAAUUCUAAUGUUUAAUAUGGUGUAUGAAAUAAAUAAUCCGAUGUAUCUUCUAAAUAAUAGUUUCAAUUGAAAAAUAUUUCGAACGAAAGUUAUAUACCUUUAAAGAAGUAUUUUCUUAUAAAAUGAAUAAUGCAUAGAAUAUACACGAUGAUUAAAUUAGUUUUCUUUUUUUUUAAAUU